Molecule: messenger RNA, 1512 nt
Organism: Lolium rigidum
Lineage: Eukaryota; Viridiplantae; Streptophyta; Magnoliopsida; Poales; Poaceae
Product: auxin-responsive protein IAA18-like
Exons: 7
Coding region: 257-1228 (323 amino acids)
Biological process (GO): regulation of DNA-templated transcription
Cellular component (GO): nucleus
Molecular function (GO): protein binding
Source: RefSeq, a predicted model, not a curated record
CUCCCCUUCCUCCCAAUCAUCCACACGCAGCACGCUACACUGUUGCUUUGGCCGAAACGGAAUUCAUCACAUGCUCGAAAAAGAGUAUAUAGCGGCAGGAUAGGAAGGAGAGCUCUGUAGAAGUUAGCCUAGCAGAGAAUACUACUAGCAGGCCACCCAGGGAAAAGAACGGCGCCGGAAGAAAAGCAGAGUGCCGUCUACACCACGGCGGCGAGCCAUUCCUCGAGUUCUUGAGCUUGGCCGAUCAUCAAGUCCAAUGGAGCAAGGCUCUAAGGAGAGAGGCCUCCCUCCCCAGCUGCUGAACCUCAUCCCGGAAGAGAGGGACUGGAAGAAGGUCAGGGAAGCAGGAGAUCAUGGAGGCAGAUCAUCAAGAGCCGGAGCAAUCUUCGCCGACGAGGACUUAAAGCUGGAGCUCAAGCUUGGCCUCCCCGGCAUCCAGCGUGAACAAGAUGGAGAGAGCUGCUCAGCGCUCUCCAUCGGCUGCCUCCCUGCGCAUUCAAGGCUGGCAAAGAGAGGGUUCUUCGACACCGUUGAGGCCAAACCAGAAGGCUAUGAUCAGAGGCACCGGGACAGGGAAGGAUGUUGGAAUGAGUUAACAUUAGGAGGAGGUGAAAUGUUGUCCGGUGAGAGGAAGAAGAAAGGGUGCUGUCCCCCACCACCACCAUCAUCACAUGGCUCAGCUGCUGCUGUGCGCAGCAGCAGCAGCCCCCAGGGGAGAGCUGCUGUUCCUCCAGUGGUCGGUUGGCCUCCGGUCCGAUCCUUCAGGAGAAACCUCACGAAUGGGACUUCAUCCAAGCAAUCCCCCGAGAGACAAAACGACGAAGCUGCCGACAAGGUGAAGUUAAUCUGCAAGAAGAGACCGCUCGUCAAAAUCAACAUGGACGGGAUACCUAUCGGAAGGAAAAUAAACCUUACAGCUUACGACAGCUACCAAAAGGUGUCAUCUGCCGUUGAAGAAUUGUUCUGUGGAUUUCUUGAAGCCCAGAAGGAUCUAUCUUGUGCUGAAAGCGGAGAGCGGAGAGCAGAAGAGAAAAUAUUUUCAGGCUUGCUGGAUGGAACUGGCGAAUACGCUCUAGUGUACGAGGAUGAUGAAGGAGACAGGAUGCUAGUCGGCGACAUACCAUGGAGUGUGUUUCUUUCGACCGCGAAGAGACUGAGGGUGAUGAGGAGGUCAGAGCUUCCCCUAGAUCUGAUUGGAGCUAACUCAGGGAGGGUAGCAGAUUGCUGAAAUGAGGAUAAACUGAAUUUGCAUGGUGCAAAUUGCAAUUCAUCACAUUUUUGGAGAUCGCCGGUCUUUAGCUUGCAGAGAUGAAUCUAAUAUGGAAAAAAAUGUACCCAGUUCAGGAUGUAAAUUACCCUACUCUUUCUCGAAUGUAGUGUUCGUCAGUGCAAUUCUACAUGUUUUAGGUUUAUCAAAAGCGCCGAAAGUGUAUCAACGUGCUGUGAUAACUUUCUACUGGGGCUGCACUGCAGGAUGGAAAUCUAAUGAUAAGAUCACAAUGGUGCAUGACU